UGAUGUACAGACAUAGCUUAACAGUAACCAUAGAAAAGUUAGCUGAAAUUGUUGCUUUUCUUAUUGUCUAGUGGACCCUGUGGUACCAUCCUGCACUGAAGGACUCUAUCUGCCCAAGUUUCUGCCUCCAACCCCUGCCAACAGAGCUCAGCUGUACGCCCCUGUCAAUCAGACCCUGGAGAUCAGCAUCAACGCAGAGGCAAAUAAUUCCACAAUUUCUGAGCUGCUGUUUAGCGGGCCACACAAUGCAAACAAGACUUCAUCGGGAGCAGGACAAUUCAUCCUGAGAUGGACACCGUCUGUGAACGAAGACGGAGAAAGCCACCCAAUCUGUUUUGUUGUUCAGGCAAUUUCCAAUUCAAGCAAGUAUCACUCAGAGCUACGAUGUGUCAUUGUGACUGUUGGAAAUGGUGAGUUGAACAAUGAUUUGUUUUUUAAUGUUUUCACUUCCUUUACUGAUUUUCUGCAUUAAUAAAGUUCACUUCACUUGUAGUUUAUCUUUUGUUUUGACUCCGGUUUACAGACCCAACAACAACUACACCUACUCAACCAACAACACCAGUGGCUACAACCACUAUUCCUUCAACAACAACUACAACCAGCACUAUACUAACUACGACAGCAACACCAGCUACAACCAUCAGUCCCUCCACCAUGACUACACCACUUUCUACAACAACAAUCUCCACUUCAAUUACCACCACAGAGGCCACAACCCCUACAACACUACAAACUACAACAAUCUCCCCAACAACAGCUACACCAACUACCACCACACCAGAUACAACUAUCACAACUACACCCCUAACUACAACAGUGUCCCCAACAACAGCUACACCAACUACCACCACCACAACUACAACAGCAGUCUCCCCAACAACAGCUGCACCAACUACCACCACACUAGCUACAACCAUUACAACUACACCACUAACUACAACAGUCUCCACAACAACAGCUACAUCACCGGCCACCACACCAGUUACAACCAUCACAACUACACCCCUAACUACAACAGUCUCCCCAACAACAGCUGCACCAACUAUCACCACACCAACUACACCACUAACUACAACAACAGUCUCCCCAACAACAGCUGCACCAACUACCACCACAUUAGCUACAACCAUCACAACUACACCCCUAACUACAACAGUGCCCCCAACAACAGCUGCACCAAUUACCCCCACACAAGCUACAAACACCACAACUACACCACUAACUACAACAACAAUCUCCCCAACAAUAGCUGCACCAACUACCACCACAUUAGCUACAACUACCUCUACAAUACCACAAACUACAUCUGUUUCUUCAACAACCACACCAACAACAAUUCCACAACCAGUUACUACACCUGAUGACACAACAUCUUCCCC
Molecule: messenger RNA, 1379 nt
Organism: Larimichthys crocea (large yellow croaker)
Lineage: Eukaryota; Metazoa; Chordata; Actinopteri; Sciaenidae
Product: probable serine/threonine-protein kinase clkA
Exons: 3
Coding region: 423-1361 (312 amino acids)
Source: RefSeq, a predicted model, not a curated record